Molecule: messenger RNA, 813 nt
Organism: Dioszegia hungarica
Lineage: Eukaryota; Fungi; Basidiomycota; Tremellomycetes; Tremellales; Bulleribasidiaceae
Exons: 3
Coding region: 1-813 (270 amino acids)
Source: RefSeq, a predicted model, not a curated record
AUGGGUCCUGAUAAGACAAGCAAAAAGGAUCGCCGCCCUCGACGUACUGGUGGGGGUGACGGCUACAUCACCUCUAUGUGUACCCGGAAGGAGGCCCUGGAGAAGGCCAGGCAGGUACGAGAGCAAGCGGAGUACUGGAGUUCAGUGUCUGUGGUUCUUGAUGGCACGGAGUACAUUUCCUCGCAGUCCACACCGUCAUCGCUGGAGCACCAGGAGCUUGACCUCUCAUACCUGAACUAUCUUGACUAUGCGGCCCUAGCGGAGGAGAAGAUGUGGUAUGACCCGUCGACCCUCGAGGACCUCGACCCGGACUCCCACAACCAGACUUUCGGCCCUUCCCACUACGCUUCACCUUCCUCUGCCUAUUCGACCAGUUCCUUAUCCUCUUCCGCAUCCUCCCCAGCUUCCGCUUCCUCAUCACCCUCAUCAUCAUCAUCGUCCUCUUCGUCCGCAACCUCCCUCACUUCGGACCAUCAGUCGGACCCUUCCGCCAAUCGUAAAGGCACGCCUCCCACUCCAAAUCCGUCGAAUCAAGGAUUCUUCGGCCCAGCAGGCGAGCCCAGGAUCAUGCAUCAGAAGGAAUGGACGGAGGUAUUGGAGGCUCAUAGGAUGUUGGUGCCUUGGGUCAAGGGCAAAGUGUAUCGGCCAGAAGAACUGGAGCCGAUCCAGACAGGUCCUCUGGAAGGCGAGCAGCAGAUUGAGGAGCAGGAAGUGCAAGAUCAGCCGGAAGAUCUGGAUGCGGAAGGAGAGGUACUGGGGAUUGAGGAGUGGGAUGACCUUUUAGCGAACGAAGAGGUAUGGCGGGUGGCCUAG